AUGUCACAGCAGAAGCAACAAUCCUCAGAGCUCCCAAAUGCUCCCAAAUGUUCACCUCCCAAAGGCCCAAACUUCUGUCUGACUUCCUGCUCAUCUUCUUGCGGGACUUCUUGUUCAGCAGGCUAUUCUUCCCAAUUGCGAAGGUUGGGGCUUCGGAACACUGCCAAUCGCAAGAAAAUUCACCACCCACAACCUCGCUGUCUUAGGGGUGGCACCACCUACCACUGCAAAGAAGAAGAGUGCUAAGAAACUAUGCACAAAGGAGGGUAAAUAGCUACAGUGACCUCUCCACCUAAACUCAUGAAUUCCACCAGGGUAGCCAGACCCUACACCUCUCUUGGCUAGGAAAACAUUUCUUGUUUUUCUCUUUAACCCACCCUUUCAGUUCAACAACAAUAAAAUUGAUCAUGUGCAUA
This is a messenger RNA of Rattus rattus (black rat), 416 nucleotides long. It is a transcript of the gene Lce6a, whose product is annotated as late cornified envelope 6A. The coding region runs from base 1 to 246 and encodes 81 amino acids. The transcript has a single exon. NCBI's taxonomy places the organism in Eukaryota, Metazoa, Chordata, Mammalia, Rodentia, Muridae. The record is from RefSeq and is a predicted model, not a curated record.